AUGGCCGUCACCUACCGCCAUGGCAUCUCCAUUCUGGAAUUGAUCAUCUACCUUCCCUCCCUCUUCCUCUCCAUCUUCCUCGUCAUUCGCCAUGGCCUACGCACAAACAGCGGAUUCCUCUUCCUGACAACCUUCACCCUGACCCGUAUCGUGGGCGCAUGCUGCGACCUUGCGACUAUCAACAAUUUCACCGUCGGACUAUACGUUGCAGCCGCGAUCUGUAGCUCCAUUGGCCUAUCGCCAUUGAUGCUUGCCUGUACCGGUCUCCUGUCCCGCGCCGACAUGUCCAUUGAAAAGACCUCCGGCCGCACGGCACUCCCGCGCAUUACCUUCCCAUUCUUCCGCAUACUCACCGUCGUCGCCAUGAUCCUUAGCAUCGUCGGCAUCACGGCCAACAUGUCCGCGGAGGGCCUCCAGCACCCCGACAUCAAAGUCAAGAUCGGCAUGAUCCUGUACGUUGUCUGCUGGGUGGUGAUGCUUGCUUUACUGGCUGUCUUGGCCAUGCACCGUGGCUCUAUCGAGCGCGGUGAGAAGCCCACGCUACUGGCAGUGGCCCUGUCCAGCCCGUUCAUUUUGGUGCGCCUGCUGUACGCAUUCUUCGUCUGGUUCUUGCACAACUCGGAGUUUAGCAUGCUCGAUGGCAAUGUGACCAUUCAGUUGGUGAUGGUGGUGCUUGAGGAGUUUGCUGUCGUGGCUAUUUGUCUCACUGUUGGGAUGACGCUACGUGUUCGGGGCCAUGAAUCUCGGCGUGGAGAGGAAGAAGUUAUGCCAGCUUAUUCUUCGAGCAAGCCUAGGUGA
Messenger RNA from Penicillium canariense, 798 nucleotides. RefSeq lists its product as uncharacterized. The record is from RefSeq and is a predicted model, not a curated record. The transcript has 2 exons. The coding region runs from base 1 to 798 and encodes 265 amino acids. NCBI's taxonomy places the organism in Eukaryota, Fungi, Ascomycota, Eurotiomycetes, Eurotiales, Aspergillaceae.